Molecule: messenger RNA, 1437 nt
Organism: Vanrija pseudolonga
Lineage: Eukaryota; Fungi; Basidiomycota; Tremellomycetes; Trichosporonales; Trichosporonaceae
Product: N amino acid transport system protein
Exons: 2
Coding region: 1-1437 (478 amino acids)
Biological process (GO): amino acid transmembrane transport
Molecular function (GO): L-amino acid transmembrane transporter activity
Source: RefSeq, a predicted model, not a curated record
AUGUCUAUCAGCUACGACAAGCACGACAAGGAGAAGACGGGCGGCCUCGGACACGGCGGCUCCACCGUCGACGUGACCACCGCGGCCGCGAACACGAAGGGCGGGUACUCUGACGUUGUUGUCCACGACGCCGUGUUCGGCGACCUCGAGAGCGGCGGCCCCAACUUCCGCGGCGUGUCCGCGCCCGGCGCGUUCGUGCUCAUGACCAAGGCAAACUUCGGCCUCGGCGUGCUCGGCAUCCCGUCCGUCUUCCACACGCUCGGCCUCGUCCCCGGCAUCAUCGCCAUCUGCGGCAUCCAGUUCAUCUACGCGUGGUGCGCGUCCUUCAUCGGCCAGACCAAGCUUAUCCACCCCGAGAUCUACUCGCUCGCCGACGCCGCCUUCAUCUUCGGCGGCAAGAUCGGGCGUGAGGUCUUCUGCGCCAUCUUCAUCAUUUUCUUCAUCUUCUGUGGCUCGGGCGCCAUUAUCGGCGUGUCGACCGCCCUCAACGCCGUCUCGUCCCACGGCGCAUGCACGGCCGUCUUCAUCGCCGUCGCCGCCGUUGUCGGCCUCAUCCUCUCGUCCAUCCGCACGCUCUCCAAGGUGUCCUGGGUCGGCUGGGCAGGCCUCGUGUCCAUCCUCUCGGCCAUUUUGACCGUCACCGUGGCCGUCGGCCGCCAGGCUCGCCCCGCCGAGGCGCCCCAGACCGGCCCCUGGGACAAGGGCUUCCUCAUCAUCGGCCGCCCGUCCUUUGCCGAGGCCAUGGGUGCCAUCAACGUCAUCCUCUUCUCGUCCGCCUCCUCGCCCAUCUACUACGGCAUCAUCUCGGAGAUGCGCGACCCCAGGAAGUACCCCAAGGCCAUGUACCCGUGCUACGCCUUCCUCACCGGCGUGUACCUCAUCAUCGGCGCCGUCGUCUACUACUUCUGUGGCCAGUACGUCGCCAACCCCGCCCUCGGCUCGGCCGGUCUCCUCCUCAAGAAGAUCUGCUACGGCCUCGCCCUCCCCGGUCUCUGCGCCUCGAUGACCAUCUUCAACCACGUCUCGGCCAAGCUCGUCUUUGUCCGCAUCCUAGGCGGUACAAAGCACCUCACCAGCAACACGUGGCAGCACUGGACCACCUGGCUCGGCAGCACGACCUCGUGCAUCAUCGUCGCGUACAUCAUCGCCUCGGCCAUCCCCAACUUUGGCUCCAUCAUCUCGCUUGUCGGUGCCCUCUUCUGCCCCAUCUCCGCCAUGGCCCCCAUGAUGCUCUCGUGGAUCCACGACAACGUCCGCGCCAACCCCAACCGCCUCACCAGCCGCCAGAGAAUCAUCUUUGCCGUCAACAUUGUCUUCCUCAUCUUCUGUGUCUUCUUCACCGGUGCUGGCACCUACGCUGCCAUCAAGGACAUUAUCAGCGGCGGUAACAACGGUGGCCCCUGGUCGUGCGACAACAACUCGGGUGCCACGCACUAA